Lecanosticta acicola is the source of this 1405-nucleotide messenger RNA. The record is from the annotation of a GenBank genome assembly. Lineage: Eukaryota; Fungi; Ascomycota; Dothideomycetes; Mycosphaerellales; Mycosphaerellaceae.
AUGAACCCGCCAACACCACCAGAAAUCCCAUUCCCAGAGCACAAGCUCCGCGCUUUCACCGACAAGGUCUACCAGAUUGGAGACCUUCUCCAAGCGGCGUGCGAACGCAGAUUGCUUUGGCCUGAAGCUAUAAGACACAUUAGACCGGCGGCAAAGAAGCUCGUGAGGAGUAUCGAAGAGUUUGAUCACAUGCACAGAGAGUACAUCGCCCUCAUCGACAGCGAGCCAUUCUCCAGGGCCAAGCUUGACAUUAUAGACCCGAGUCGAGAGUCCGAGGUGGACCGAUGGCGAGCUACUCUCGAGUAUGUCCAUUUCGUCCCACGUUUGAGUCGGCUAACAGUCUUAUCAGGCCAUUAUUCGAUCAGCUCUCUGCAAACAGCAUUGUCUUUGAACACACAUCGGAACUCUAUCAUGACGAGGUGUAUCGUGAGUACACUUCAGGCCGCAGGGGACUUCCUCGUCGCCAGUACCAUUGGUCGAAUUGACGAGUGUCCAUAGAUCCAUUCCUCGAGUUGCACCGCCGACACCCUGAUCAUCAACUGUGGAACUUAAGCAACUGUCUGACCAAAGUCGACUUUGCGGUACAAGAGCUGUGCGAUAUGGCCGAAGAGUCCAUGCUGUGGACACGAAGUAUCCAUAGCCAAUACAUGGCCUACAAGCAAGCAGCACAGAUUGCAGCACGGCCACUCGAACCAGAGCCAAACCCGCUGUCACCCAACGAGGCGGAUGACGAUUAUUCCAGCACUGCGGCCACCAACUUUGCAUCAAAGGGAGGAGACUUAACUGCAUCACCGGGCUGGAGUGCAGAUCAAUGUCGAACGGCUGCACUCGCGCUCCAACCCAAACCCGCAAACUCAGGACCCGCUUUGACCACCUCAUUUGGCGCUGUUGAAGAGCAGGUCAACCGCGGCCAUACUCAUAAGAGAGCGGCCACGAUGAUGACCGCUGAGUACAUGUUGGAAUAUGAUACGGUCGGUCCUCCCAGGUUUGGAUCCGUUUUCCGGCGUAACAAGAACAUCCCUCGGAUUUUUACAGGUACGUGAUCGGAGACGUGUGGCCAUCGGUCUCGGGGAUAUUGUAGAUCGACUCCAUUGACCUCUGCGUAGGAUCCUCUUCAGAGCUAGAGCAAAGCAUUCGCAAGAUGCAAAUUGCCGAGGCAGACAUUCUGAGCAGCAGAGAAGCUAAGAAGACUUAUACAGGAGUGGUUGCCAAGGAGAUUGCAAAGCAGCCAGCUUCGAGUCCUCCUAUGGGAAACCGUCACCGGGCAGAAAACCGCGAAACCAUCAACGAUGUCGGCCAGGACGUGGAAGCCCGCAAGCCACGGGCCCGCUUUCACGGUGAUCGUAUCCGGGCCCGCACUAUGAGCGGAACUUUAGGAGGCCUCGAGGCCUGGCUCAAUGAGUAG